Messenger RNA from Phytophthora infestans T30-4, 517 nucleotides. RefSeq lists its product as uncharacterized. The coding region runs from base 4 to 117 and encodes 37 amino acids. The record is from RefSeq and is a predicted model, not a curated record. The transcript has a single exon. Lineage: Eukaryota; Oomycota; Peronosporomycetes; Peronosporales; Peronosporaceae.
CCGAUGGCUGCCAACGACGAGAUCCACCUUGCUGAGUUGGACGAAGAAGCUGCCCUCCCAAGGGCUAGUACAAUCGCGACAAAGUCGCGUGACAGCUACCUUAACUCUGCCGCUUAAAUGCUGACUUGGAUGCCGUCCCUAAUUGCUGCCGAGCUCUGCGACGAGCUGCAGUUUGAUUGCAGGGGUGAUGCAACUAAAUCGUCAAUUCUCGCUGCACUCUCGUCUGCACCGGACAACCCCCCCCCCCUGCUUAUAUUUAACGAAGUGACGGUGGCUGACUUUUAGCUUGGAUAGUGUUCAUGAAAAACAAAAACGACGGUCUCCAUUCGCUCUCAACCUAUUAAGGGCAUCGAUCGGCACUGUAUAACCUUAUUCGCGACUACCAUUGUAUCAUGACUCCUCAGCUAGAGCGCGAGCUGCUAGCUGUCAUUUUAAGGAUUUGCAACAUCGAGUUGCGGGUGCAAUUAGCUGUAGGAAUGGAUCAAUUAAGGUUAACAAAGAUUCAAUGACUUUCGGU